AUGCGGCCCGCAGACGACCAAGCGUACGAUCCUCACUCGCUGGAGCUUGAGGAGGAGGAUUCGUACGAUGCUCAGGCUGUCGAUUCGCAGCUGGACAGCGAUUAUAUUACCUACAGCGCUGAGCAUGACUACGAGUACACAGGCGCGGAGCAUGACGGCGACAUGCCAGAUGACGCCAUGUAUGACGACGACGACUUUGACGACGACUUUGACGAUGAGUUGUCGUCUAGCCCUUCGAUUCCAGAUGAGAAUAUCAACUUUGACCUAGUGUACGCCUUGCAUACGUUUAUUGCAACUGUCGAUGGUCAAGCGACUGUGCAAAAAGGCGAUCAUUUGGUUCUUCUAGAUGAUAGCAACAGCUAUUGGUGGCUUGUCCGCGUCAUGCCAUCGCAGGAGGUGGGCUACAUCCCUGCUGAGAAUAUCGAGACGCCCUACGAGCGUCUUGCGCGUCUCAACAAGCACCGCAAUGUGGAAAUCGCUACCGCGACCGAAGAGGAUACAGAGCCUAUGUACUCUGAGGGUCCUUCCGGGUUCCUUGUCAAGGCACGCACGUAUGGCGGUAUCAACAAACACUCUGGUAAACUCUCGGCCCUCUCACGCCGUGAAGUGUCUCAUCCCGACGAAGAGCAUGCACAGCGCUCGCCGCCGAAGAAGCAAGCCGUACUGUUCGGCCAGUCGGAGUACGUGGAGCAUAGCGGGAAUGAAGCGUCGGACGAAGAGGACGAAGAGGCUGAGGAGCAUGGCGAAGAAGAGUCGGCCGUGGCGUACGAAGGCAGGUACGAAUACGAUGCGGCGUCUGUGGAAGACGAGGGCGACGAAAACCAGGCGCCUGCUGUCAUGUCGUCGACCCCCAUUGCUGGGGAAGCGCCUCGAUUGGCAUCGACGAGUGCAAGUACCAUUAGUCCCACCAUUGGGCUGUAUCCCACGUCGGAUGACGAUACCAGUCGCGAGCCACGUGAGGAGACGCGGCGGUCGAAGCGGACGAGUUUGCUGGGUAUGCCCGGCACAGAAAAGACUUUCACAGUUGUGCGUCUGUUUGCGGGCGAUACGAUUCAAAGCGAUGCGACGUUCAAGACGGUCCUGCUUAGUCCCACCACCACGGCGUCAGAGUUGCUAAGGCAGGCCAUGCAGCGUUUCCAUCUCACUGAAGACGAAAACGACUAUGCGGUGGUUCUUCGUCAUGCCGACGGUGAUGAGCAGACGCUGGAAUCGUCAGCGUAUCCGUUGCAAAUGCUGGAAGCGUUGGCAGAUCAUAUGGGCAAUACGUCGCACAACGAUUCGUCGCAGCAUGAUAGCGUUACGUCGCUCAUGUCUCUAGUCGACACGUCAUCCAGUCGAAUUAUGUUUGACUACAGUGAUGAUCGCUAUGGCAAGCUUUUCCUGGUGCGUCGUACGUCGUCCCUGGACGAUGUUGACAAACUACUAGCCUCGACACCAGCUCUGACGGCUAUGCUCUCACCCUCUGCGCCCGUGACAUCGCCUACCAAAGCCAAGAUGGCGCCCUCGCCUUCAACGCCCGCUGCCGCGCCAGCCAGUGAUACGCUUCUUCGCUUCACUGUUCAGCUGGCCCUCGAUGCACCAGACUUGCCGGAGGGCUUGUACUUUGACGCAACCAGCGGUGUCCCGAUGCGUGGCUCGCCCCCUCCCGACCAAGCGCCGAGUCUGUCCCAGACGCGACUGCUUCAGUUGGUCAAGAAUGCCACAGUAGCAGAAGUGAUUGAAGCGGGCCUUGAGGCGUUCCAAGUCCCGGAUGCCGUGGUCGACGGUGGCGAUGAUGUUGAGGCGCGUGCCUGGCAUGGCCGGCCUCGGGCGAAGUACCGCCUUGUGGCGCAGUCAGGCACCAACGAGCAGUCACUCUCUCCUACAUCGAAAGUGUUGGCUGCGUAUGAUACCUUGCCGCGUCUGCAUACCAUUGAGGUCGCCUCCAAACGCAAAAGCCUGGAUUUGGCCAUUACCCCAGGCUCUAUGGACGACAUUGCGAGUACGGAUCCCGUGUUUGUCCUGCGCCUCGUCCCACCGGAGCGUCCUUUCGGUGCCGGAUCCGCCACGGAUACCUCCAUCCUGAGCACGUCUCGCAGUUUCCCGUCGGAUCCGUUUGGUGCGUCCUCGUCGCGGCCUACUCCGUCGGCUCUCCUAUCGCCCCGAGCCACGCGUCCAGCUGUCCUGGCCAAUGGCGAAAGUGGUGUCGACUUGAUUGUGAGCGAUCAGGUGCGUCUACGCUCUUCGCGGGCCAAUGAUUCUCCUCGUGUGCGCUAUUCCCUUCUCUCGGCGGCUGGCUCGUCCAGAGAUGUGAGUGAGGCACUGCAGCCUGUGUUGGAAGGCAUUACCAACACGCAUGGCACUCGCUCUAUGACGCACGACGACCUGCUUGAACGGUUUGCGGAGCAGAUUCCUACGAUGCCCGAGACGACUGUCAAAGCCGACUUGCACUUGUUGAUGCGUGGCCUGGUCCUUGACAAGUCGCACUCAUCGCCGUCCUCCUCGUCUCUUCCUCCUCUCUCGACGCCGCCGCCCACGUCCUCGUCGUCUACGUCGACACGGCGUUCACCCCUCUCUUCGUCGGCCUUGUCCAAAGCCACUGCUUCUGCGCCACUGGUGACGCCGUUGCCUGACUUGCAAAGUGGCCUCCACUUGCCAAGCCAGGCGCAAUUGCAACGCAGCUCGUCGGUGCGCAGCGUGUCUGCGAGUGAUGCUGCGAUGGCGAUGGACACCCCAGCGCGGACCUCCGCCCCGUCUCGACGGACAGGGGAUCGCGUGCUGAGCGACUCGACCGUCGCGACAGGGACAGACCGCCAGGGUCACGAAAAGUACAAUUUCCAUGCGCUAUAUGGUAUUGUGGAUGCCCUUGUUAUGGAGAAGCCCCAAGGGGAUGUGGACCAGGGCCUUAGCUCGUCGCAUCACUUGUCGCCUCCUUCGUCACCACAGACAGGGGCGUUGAAACGCUCGUCGUUUGCCAUGUCCAAAUUGCUGGAAGAGACGCCAGCCGAGCGCGUAUGGCGCGAGUCCAAUGGUCUCUUUUCCGUGCCUUUCCAAUCGGCAGAGACAGCGCCGGCGGGGGCCGAGGACGAACAUCUGCAAUUUGCGCCUCUCAUGGCUCGGAUCGCUGCUGUCGAGGCCGAUCUCGACGAUCAGUUGCGGGCCCUGGUCGGCCCCUCGGUGUCAUCCUGA
Messenger RNA from Malassezia pachydermatis, 3168 nucleotides. RefSeq lists its product as hypothetical. Gene Ontology annotation, biological process: signal transduction; establishment or maintenance of actin cytoskeleton polarity. The record is from RefSeq and is a predicted model, not a curated record. Gene Ontology annotation, cellular component: cell tip; microtubule cytoskeleton. Gene Ontology annotation, molecular function: protein binding. The transcript has a single exon. Lineage: Eukaryota; Fungi; Basidiomycota; Malasseziomycetes; Malasseziales; Malasseziaceae. The coding region runs from base 1 to 3168 and encodes 1055 amino acids.